Messenger RNA from Saimiri boliviensis boliviensis (Bolivian squirrel monkey), 2621 nucleotides. It is a transcript of the gene NR2C1, whose product is annotated as nuclear receptor subfamily 2 group C member 1. The record is from RefSeq and is a predicted model, not a curated record. Gene Ontology annotation, molecular function: zinc ion binding; DNA-binding transcription factor activity; sequence-specific DNA binding. Lineage: Eukaryota; Metazoa; Chordata; Mammalia; Primates; Cebidae. Gene Ontology annotation, biological process: regulation of DNA-templated transcription.
CACACAGCCGCCUCUCCUGCGGCCCUCGCCGCAGCGCCUCUGACCUUUAACCUGCGGGGAAAGCUUCCGCGGCGCCGCUGUUUUCCCCGCCCCGGGGAGCCGCGCCGGGGCCUAAAAGGCGCAUGGCGAAAGCGGGCACCGGUGGGACCAGUGGGAGGCCGACCCUCGGCUGGGGACCGCAAGCCCCAGCCUGCAUCCCGUGCCUAACUCUCUUGCCUGCAAGGGACGGACAGAAUGACGCCCUCCACUUUCACUUUUCCACGACGAAUCGGACCAGGGUCGUCGCUGCCUGCAGACCUGGAUCUUACAAGAAGUGAAACGGCCCAGUGUCCUCACUGCACUGAGCACGUCCAAGCUUCCGGUAGCUCUUUUGUUAAGAAAUUCUUCCUCCAGCUCGUGCAGAUACCAUUUUUGUGCAGUGUGAACGUUGCCAAGUUGUCCCAUAAUCUUCAGACAUUUUGGCAGUUGAUCAUGGCAACCAUAGAAGAAAUUGCACAUCAAAUUAUUGAACAACAGAUGGGAGAGAUUGUUACAGAGCAGCAAACUGGGCAGAAAAUACAGAUUGUGACAGCACUUGAUCAUAAUACCCAAGGCAAGCAGUUUAUUCUGACAAAUCAUGACGGCUCUUCUCCAAACAAAGUCAUUCUGGCCAGGCAAGAUGCCACUCCAGGAAAAGUUUUUCUCACAACUCCAGAUCCAGCAGGUGUCAACCAGUUAUUUUUUACCACUCCUGAUCUGUCUGCACAACACCUGCAGCUCCUAACAGAUAAUUCUUCUCCAGACCAGGGACCAAAUAAGAUUUUUGAUCUUUGCGUAGUAUGUGGAGACAAAGCAUCAGGACGUCAUUAUGGAGCAGUAACUUGUGAAGGCUGCAAAGGAUUUUUUAAAAGAAGCAUCCGAAAAAAUUUAGUAUAUUCAUGUCGAGGAUCAAAGGAUUGUAUUAUUAAUAAACAUCACCGAAACCGCUGCCAGUACUGCAGGUUACAGAGAUGUAUUGCGUUUGGAAUGAAACAAGACUCUGUCCAAUGUGAAAGAAAACCCAUUGAAGUAUCACGAGAAAAAUCUUCCAACUGUGCUGCUUCAACAGAAAAAAUCUAUAUCCGAAAAGACCUUCGUAGCCCAUUAACUGCAACUCCAACUUUUGUAACAGAUAGUGAAACUACAAGGUCAACAGGACUGUUAGAUUCAGGAAUGUUUGUGAAUAUUCAUCCAUCUGGAGUAAAAACUGAGUCAACUGUGCUGAUGACAUCAGAUAAGGCUGAAUCAUGUCAGGGAGAUUUAAGCACAUUGGCCAGUGUGGUUACAUCAUUAGCAAAUCUUGGAAAAACUAAAGAUCUUUCUCAAAAUAAUAAUGAAAUGUCUAUGAUUGAAAACGUAAGCAAUGAUGAUACCUCUUUGUGUGAAUUUCAAGAAAUGCAGACCAACGGUGAUGUUUCAAGGGCAUUUGACACUCUUGCAAAAGCAUUGAAUCCUGGAGAGAGCACAGCCUGCCAGAGCUCAGUAGUGUGCAUGGAAGGAAGUGUACGCCUCAUUCCUGGAGAAUCAAGCAUAAAUUAUACCGAAAAAGAGGGGCCACUUCUCAGCGAUUCACAUGUAGCUUUCAGGCUCACCAUGCCUUCUCCUAUGCCUGAGUACCUGAAUGUGCACUACAUUGGGGAGUCUGCCUCCAGAUUGCUGUUCUUAUCAAUGCACUGGGCACUUUCGAUUCCUUCUUUCCAGGCUCUAGGGCAAGAAAACAGCAUAUUACUGGUGAAAGCUUACUGGAAUGAACUUUUUACCCUUGGUCUUGCCCAGUGCUGGCAAGUGAUGAAUGUAGCAACUAUAUUAGCAACAUUUGUCAAUUGUCUUCACAAUAGUCUUCAACAAGAUAAAAUGUCAAUAGAAAGAAGAAAAUUGUUGAUGGACCACAUCUUCCGACUACAGGAGUUUUGUAACAGCAUGGUUAAACUCUGCAUUGAUGGAUAUGAAUAUGCCUACCUGAAGGCAAUAGUACUCUUCAGUCCAGAUCAUCCAGGCCUAGAAAACAUGGAACAGAUAGAGAAAUUUCAGGAAAAAGCUUAUGUGGAAUUCCAAGAUUAUAUAACAAAAACAUAUCCAGAUGACACCUACAGGUUAUCCAGACUACUACUCAGAUUGCCAGCUUUAAGACUGAUGAACGCUACCAUCACUGAAGAAUUGUUUUUCAAAGGUCUCAUUGGCAACAUACGAAUUGACAGUGUUAUUCCACAUAUUUUGAAAAUGGAGCCUGCAGAUUAUAACUCUCAAAUAGUUGGUCACAGCAUUUGAAAGCUACAACUCCAAAGCUAUAAACUUAACUGUUCUUUGCCAGAACACAAGACACCAAAUUGAACUCAUUGCUUUUGGAGCAUCUGGAAAUUUUUACUUUAAAAAUUGACCAAAACCCAAGGUAUUUUUAUUUUAGCCUCCUUAAGAAUUUUUGACGUGACUGGGCAGGCAGCAGAAAUUAAAUGGAUUUUUCUUCCUGAUUCCUUUAAAUGAAUAAGAAACACUACAAAUUGAUUCUUGGUGAAGAUGAUAUCUGAAGCUGUUACCUCUUGAUUAUCUAAACUAAGCUCUCAUUCUAUUUUAUAAAACAAAUAAAUUAGUCUGUCUUUUCUGAA